Messenger RNA from Drosophila santomea, 5934 nucleotides. RefSeq lists its product as uncharacterized. The transcript is spliced from 2 exons. Gene Ontology annotation, biological process: proteolysis. The coding region runs from base 593 to 4588 and encodes 1331 amino acids. Gene Ontology annotation, molecular function: aspartic-type endopeptidase activity. NCBI's taxonomy places the organism in Eukaryota, Metazoa, Arthropoda, Insecta, Diptera, Drosophilidae. The record is from RefSeq and is a predicted model, not a curated record.
AACAGAAUCAUUCCACGUGUACGGAUUAUGAGCGGAGUCACCCGGUGCUUCAGCUGUCUUAACAGCGGAUUAACAUUUUAUAUAUCGAUGCUAAUUGAACUGAACUGUAUUCUUUCUUUCUCUCUUGUAAUUUGCGGUCAUAGCGAUCAGACGUGAUUUUUGUAUAUGAAGAAAUAAAUGAAGUUAAAUAGUGUAUAUAUGAUUCUUAUUUGCGAACCCCAUUACAAUGAUGUCAAAGCAGUGAGGCAUCACAACUAUUCAUUGGUGGCCCAUGAGGGGAACCUUGCUCAUAAGAAUCAUAAUUAAUAAUUGCUAAAAGCUGUUUGGCAAUUUUAUCUUCGUGGUCGGCUUCAUCCAGAUAAAUCACCGUGCCUACGUUUUCUAUCGCGCUCGCUCUCAUCACGACAGAGCAGUAUACGCAAACAUUCGCGCUCGCUCUCAUCACGACAGAGCUAAGUCCCGUUGCCCUUCGAUUCCGUUAGAUUUGCCGGAAUCUCUGCCAACUCAAAAAAACAAGACGUCAAAGAAGAACACCGAUAACAUACGAGCAUUUGUGCAUAUUACAUACAGUGGAGCAACGUCAGUAUAAACAAUGUCGAAAUUUGAUCAACUGGUGCGAGUUCAAACUGACCGCAUUGAGUCUUUGAAGCGCUUGUUCAGUAAUGUGAAAAAAGACUCGAGUGCGCGGAAAACGGAAAUAUAUUUCGAAAAACGUUUGAAUCAAAUCGACGAGUUUAACAAAGAAUUUCAUCAGGCGCAUCACACACUUAUAUGCAUGGCAGACUACGAAGAAAGUGUGUAUAAGCAACAAAAUACAAUCAGCCAAUUCGAAGACCUGGGCAUGGAAGUUUACUGUUUCGUGGCCGAAGAAAAGAAACGAAUUUAUCCAGGCACAGUGACGCACAACGAAUCAGCUAACUCUACAAUAACAACACAUGUAGAGGAAGUACGGAUACCACUGCCAAAAUUACCAGUUCCGAAAUUCUCUGGCAACUGCGCGGACUGGCCAAGUUUUCAUGAUGCAUUUUUACGCUUAAUUCACAAUAAUGAGCGUCUGGAUAAUAUUCAAAGGUUCCAUUUUUUAAAGGAAGCAUUACCAGUAGGCCUGGACAACGACAUUCGCCAAAUCGCUUUAACUGAAGCAAACUAUGAAGUCGCUUGGACCACACUUCUACAACGAUAUAACAACCCACGAAUUGUGUUCGCCAGCCACAUGAACAUGCUCUACAACUUACCGAAUCUUUCGAAAGAAAAAUCUGCUGACAUACGGUCUAUGGUUAGCACAGUCAACGUCUGCAUUGCCGCUUGCAAUACCGUCAAGGCGCCACUACAGGGAGGAGAUUUUUGGUUGACUCAUUAUCUAACAACCAAACUACCCAAAGACACUCACACAGCUUGGGAGCAUCAUCUGGGCAGCAAGAUUGACGUUCCUUCAUACAAAGAUCUGCAACAGUUCCUCAAUGAUCGACUUGUUACGUUAGACGCUAUUGAAAGCCGUAACGCGUGCAGCGGCAUGAAACAGUCAAAUGAAACUUCAGACGGUACUAAACGCGUGCGUGUGCACAGCGCCCACACCAGGUCGGGUGCUUCCGCGUCCGCUUGCUAUCAUUGUGGCAACUUACACAUACUUCGAAGAUGUCCGCAAUUUCUUUCAAUGGAUUGCUACCAACGGAAGGAAGUGGCCAGCAAGGCAAAAUUGUGUCUCAAUUGCCUGGGAAAAUCGCACACACAAGCAAGCUGCCCCAGCAACAAGAAUUGUCUUCAUUGUGGUCAACGUCAUCACACGAUGUUACAUUUUCCAGCAACACAGCCAACGCUGAUACCCUCCUCGACAUCAUGCCAAAGUUCAGCAGCCAGUUCAGAUGCCAAGCCGACUCUACAGUGCAUGUCAACUACAACUUCAUCUAUGACUCAUCGAAAGGUACUACUAGCAACAGCUCGGGUUGUACUCAGUAACACACAGACAGGAUGCCAGGCCACGGUAAACGCGCUUCUUGACCAAGGAUCGGAAGCAACUAUCAUUUCGGAGCAUGCUGUACAGUCUCUCCAGCUCUCCCGAAGCACAACUCGCACUUCAAUCACCGGAGUCGGUCAAGAUUCAGGACGACGCUGCAAAUUCAUCGUAAGUUGUUCGGUGCAAACAGCAACUAACCCAAAUUUCUCGUUAAAGGUCGACGAUGCUUAUGUUUUGAACACGUUGACAUCACACAUGCCAAGUCAAAGUUUUCCAGCAGGAAACUGGAGUCAUAUCCAUGGUCUCAUGCUCGCAGACCCCUAUUAUUAUAGAUCCAAGCGAAUCGAUAUCAUUUUUGGAGCCGACCUUAUGGCACAACUCUUGUUACCUGGAACUAAGAUUGGCUUGCCAAACGAACCCAUAGCGCAGAAUACUCAACUCGGAUGGGUUCUGUUAGGCAAUGUUGGCAACACGCAUAUUACACGCCACAUUCGAUGUAAUCAUGCCAUAAUAAACUCCGAAGAGCUGCUUAAGGUAUUUUGCGAGGUAGAAUCAGUUCCAGAACGCCCAAAGCUCUCCAAAGAAGAUCAAUGGUGCGAGUCUUUCUUUAAGCAGACCCAUCAACGUCAACCAGACGGCAGUUAUCAAGUCCGUUUGCCAUUCAAGAGGAACUUUGACCCCAGUAUGACGCUCGGAAAAUCUCAUCAGAUCGCCCUGAACAGAUAUCUUCAACUCGAAAGGCGCCUUCAAAGGGACCCAGACAAAUGGAUCAGAUACUGCAAAGGAAUUGAAGAAUAUUUUCAACUAGGUCAAAUCACGUUGGCAGAGACGAGCGAAAACUCAACCAUAACCACGGAUUCCUACGGUCGGCAUGUUGCAUCAUGCGUGCUACCACAUCAUGCAGUUUUCAAAGAAGAAAGCCUCACCACAAAACAACGUAUCGUUUUUGACGCAUCGGCCCGGACCUCAAAUGGCAGAUCGUUAAACGAUGUACUAUGUGUAGGUCCCACGCUGCAAAAUGAUCUGCCAGCCGUUCUCUUGAAUUGGAGACAAUAUCAGUUUGUUUUCACUGCCGAUAUACAACGAAUGUAUCGCUGUAUCAAUGUCCACCCUGAUGACACGCAGUACCAGAGGAUUUUAUGGCGGGCGGCGGAUGGAGUCAUCAAACAGCAUUGCUUAACUACCGUCACGUUUGGAACAGCGUCUGCACCUUAUACAGCUAUAAGAGUCAUCCAUCAAAUAGCUGAAGACACACAGACAAAAUAUCCUAUGGCAUCCAACGUUCUCAAAAAUGAGAUAUAUGUCGACGACAUUCUCUCAGGCGAUCAUUCACAAGAGGCAGCAAUACGGAAAGGUUUGCAAACUAUGCUAGCUUUAAAAUCCUCUGGCAUGGAGCUACGAAAAUGGGCUAGUAAUGACCAGGAUCUGAUGGCAACGAUACCUCUCGAGCAUCGAUGCAAGCAGACAUCCCUCAGUUGGGACAAUGCGGACACCAUCAAAACACUGGGUAUGUACUGGUUGCCCAAGCAAGAUUGCUUCACUUAUAAAUUACUAGCAAAUACUCCAGCCGGUAUAACAAAACGAGAAAUCCUAUCGACCAUAGCACGUUUAUUUGAUCCUCUUGGAUUAAUCGCUCCAGUUGUAAUUUCAGCAAAGAUUAUAUUGAAAGAAAUCACACUAGCGAAGCAAUAUCGCGAGGACGGAUCGAGUACAUCACUGGAUUGGGAUGAGCCAGUUCCCAACACCAUUGCCGUCAAAUGGCAACAAUUUCGACAGCAACUAAUGAAGGUUAAGACGAUCAAAAUACCACGCAGCGUCAAAUUUACGCCACUAUUUAGUAGUGAGAUACAACUGCACACCUUUUGCGAUGGAUCCUCCAGUGCUUACGCAGCAGCAGUGUAUGCACGCACCCAACAGUCUGAUGGGACUUUCUAUACAACGCUCAUCGUCGCAAAAUCAAAAAUUUCGCCAACCAAGCCGUUAACAAUACCGCGCACUGAGCUAUGCGGUGCAGUAUUAGCUACCAAACUCACCAAAUGGGUGCUGGAGAAUAACCGAUGGACCAAUGCACAUAUAUCUACCUUUUACUGGACCGAUGCUACCAUUGUUCUGCACUGGAUUAAAGGAGACAUUACUAGGUGGAAAACGUUUGUAGCCAACCGAGUGUCUUACAUUCUCGACCACACCUCAGCGGCUCAGUGGCACCACAUAGACACAUCGGAAAACCCAGCAGAUUGCGCAACCAGAGGCUUACCACCGAGCCAAAUACCUGAUAUUUGGUGGCAUGGCCCAUCCUGGCUAUGCAAACCACACAAUAUUUGGCCAAACACGCAAUCACAAUUGCUCAAUCCAGAAGAACGGGAUCUGGAGGCCAAAUCCAUAAAAAUUAGAGCCUUCACUACCUUGUCAGACACAAAGGAUUCUAUUAUUGACCGAUUCUCGUCGUAUACAAAACUGCUACGUGUCACGGCAUACAUGUUACGAUUCUGCCACAAUGCUCAUGCUCGAGCACAACGAAGUCACGGAUCACUCUCUCCUGACGAGCUGGAUGAGGCCCUGAGCAUUCAAAUCUCUCUUUUUCUCGAAAACAUCCAAUUAUAUUACCUCAUUGUCACCUAUUUACAGAUUUGGUAAUUCAACACUCUCAUCAGCUCACUCUACAUGGCGGCGCUCAAUUAACACUGGCUCACAUACGCUACAAAUUCUGGAUUCCCAGAGGCAGACAAGCAGUCAGGCGAAUCAUCCGGAAAUGCGUCACAUGUUUUAAGGUAGCUCCAGUCGUAGCGAAGCAAUUGAUGGGUGACUUGCCAUUACAUCGAGUCAACCCCCCAACUCGUCCGUUCAUUACAACAGGAGUUGACUACACUGGUGCGAUUGAACUUCAAGCCGCGCGUGUACGAGGAUCAACCACCUACAAAGGCUAUGUAGCCAUUUUUAUAUGCUUAGCAACCAAGGCGGUCCACUUGGAAGCCGUCACUGGACUUUCAACAGAGCACUUCCUGCAAGCAUUUACGCGAUUCACCGGACGUCGAGGACAAGUUCAACAUAUGUAUAGUGAUAACGGCACAAAUUUUGUUGGCGCGAGUACAUCGCUUAACCAGCCCAUCACUUGCAAGGCAGCCCUAAACGAAUCGACAUGUCUACAUGGGACAAGGUGGCAUUUCACACCUCCAUAUUCUCCCAAUUUUGGUGGCAUCUGGGAGGCAAACGUGAAAGCAAUGAAGCAUCAUCUUAAACGGAUCGUCGGCAGCCACAAGCAGACGUAUGAGGAGCUUACUACAGUUUUGAUCAGGAUUGAAGCAUGUUUGAACUCACGUCCACUUUGCCCGCUAACCGCCGACCCUGACGAUUUAGAAGUACUAACUCCAGCACAUUUCUUAAUUGGUGACGCACUACUGGCACCGCCACAAGGUCGGCCGAAUAAUAAGCCUUUGCGUGAACUAUUUCUCGCACAACAACACAUGACGCGACAAUUCUGGUCUCAAUGGUCUCGUGAUUGGUUAUCACACUUGCAAACUCGGCCAAAGUGGUGCCAAAUCAAAGAUAAUCUUAGCAUCAACGACUUAGUCAUUAUAAAGGAUGAUAAUCUACCACCAGCUAAAUGGACUAUAGGCCGAGUCGUCGAACUGCACCCUGGAUCGGACUCGCUAGUCAGAGUGGUUACAUUAAAGACGAAAUCUGGCAUUCAAAAGAGGUCAAUCACAAAGCUUUGUCCACUUCCGAUUUCAACAUAAUUAUGAUCAACACACGGAUCAAGAAUCACAAGGAGCCUUCAUGCUGGACGACGCAUUGGCGGGCGGCAUGUACGGAUUAUGAGCGGAGUCACCCGGUGCUUCAGCUGUCUUAACAGCGGAUUAACAUUUUAUAUAUCGAUGCUAAUUGAACUGAACUGUAUUCUUUCUUUCUCUCUUGUAAUUUGCGGUCAUAGCGAUCAGACGUGAUUUUUGUAUAUGAAGAAAUAAAUGAAGUUAAAUAGUGUA